Messenger RNA from Trachymyrmex cornetzi, 1365 nucleotides. RefSeq lists its product as uncharacterized. Bases 181 to 984 code for a protein of 267 amino acids. The record is from RefSeq and is a predicted model, not a curated record. Gene Ontology annotation, molecular function: blue light photoreceptor activity; FAD binding. NCBI's taxonomy places the organism in Eukaryota, Metazoa, Arthropoda, Insecta, Hymenoptera, Formicidae. The transcript has 7 exons.
UGCAGUAACGAAGAUAGCUUCAAAGUAAGCAUUCUCGUUGAACAGGAAUUCUUUAAACGUUCAGAUCGCUCUUUUCACCAUCACCGUCAUUACGUUGUCAUAUUAAAAAUAUACGCAGAAUUUCUGCUUCUAUGUGACAGACGAAUUUACGAAGUUAACAGUAGAAUAUAGCACGCAUUAAUGGCUAGUAAGAAAAAACAUGUUGAGAAACUUCCAAUGGCGUCAUUAACCGAACCAGUGCGAAAAAGCGUUUUAGAUGUGAUACAAUAUAAUCUUCGCGCCAUUGGUUACAAAACUUACAUUACGCGAGUCGUUUACAUCGGGAAAUAUCACGGAACUCAUGAAGUUUUACCAAAGAGAAUGGAAAAUAUUAUACGGGAUUUACGCGUGGAUUACAAUAAUAUGCCCAUUACAGGACUAUUCCUUGUUUAUCCAUCAUGUUAUAUUCACAUAUUGGAGGCGUGGGAAGACAUCAUUUAUAAGCACUACGAGCUUAUGUACGCCAUGGACGACGAUAAAUGCAAAUUCGAAAAAGCAAUUCCUUUGCCUUCGUAUCAUCACGUUCAUCAAAGAUUCUUCUCAGGAUGGUGCCACGUCUACAUGAUACCGCUGACUUUAAUAGGGACGUUAGAAGCUCAUACAUUGGAUGACAUUCUAAAGCAAGUCUCAAACUGUCUAAUAAAGGUGUACACGUUAUGCGAGUAUAUUGCAAAAGCGGUGCACGAAAAGUCGAUCGACGUUCAAGACGUGCUACUGAACUUGGGAGACAAAGCGUAUCUCCCCGAGAGCACAGUUCUCGAGUUUCUCUUGAACGUGAAUUCGCCCGUGCUCAAAACCGUCGAGGAGCAUUUGCAAAUAUAUUCCGAUGCGUCGCCGAGUGCAUUCUGGGACGAUAAUAAUGUCUGGCCACCGCCUUGCGAUAUUAUGCCUCGCGACGCGUUUGAUGGCCGAAAGGUUCCGGAUCACCGGAACAGCGGAAAGUAGAGAUGUGCCCUGGAAACCAACUGUCUCGCAAGCAAGAUACGGAAAAAUGAUGACUUAUCUUCUUUCUUUCUCUCUUUCUUUUUUUCCUCUUGAUUUUUUCUUUGUUUCCUCGGAUUUAAACGUACUGAUAAAAUGGAAUUAAUAAAUAUAUUUUCUCAGACAAUCGUGUGUCUUUUUCGUUAGAAAAAAAUCUAUUUAUUUAUUAAAAAGUUCACACUUUUUCUCAUAGUAUAGUGGGCGUAUAUAGUGAUAUUAUACGUACGAACGAAGUAUAGAAAACUUUGGCAGUUUGGAUCCAGGUUUUUAUUGUACGUUUUUCGUUCCUGUGACAUUUCCCCGUCGUCGGAUCGCAGAAUCUCUUUGUUGCAACAUUCUUUUAUA